AUGGGCGCACUGUUCACGGGAACCUGCGGGCUGCUGAGUGCUUUCCUUGCCAAUGCUGCAUGGCACCUCCCCUUCAACACCCAUCACCCUCAUCCGUUCCCCCUCUCCCCCCCUCGUACCACCAGCGCUCCGCUCUGCAUUUUUUUGUCCCACACCGGAUUCUGGCCCACUGACCCAAGCGACACCAAAGUGACAUCACUAUCAUGGGCCACUCGGCUGUUUACACUUUCCCCCUCCCCGCACCCCUCUCCCUCCUCCCCCCUCUCUUCCGCCCCUCGUAGCUGCGCACCUUCUUCUGCCCCACCGACUCCCACCCCUAUGGCACUUCUCUUCCACAGGGGCAGUUCUCUUCCACAAGGGCAGUUCUCUUUCACAGGGGCAGUUCUCUUCCGCAGGGGCAGUUCUCAUCCGCAGGGGCAGUUCUCUUUUGCAGGGGCAGUUCUCUUUUGCAGGGGCAGUUCUCUUCCGCAGGGGCAGUUCUCUUCCGCAGGGGGAGUUCUCUUCCGCAGGGGCAGUUCUCUUCCGCAGGGGAAGUUCUCUUCCGCAGGGGCGGUUCUCUUCCGCAGGGGCGGUUCUCUUCCGCAGGGGCGGUUCUCUUCCGCAGGGGCCGCAGGGGCAGUUCUCUUCCGCAGGGGCAGUUCUCUUCCGCAGGGGCAGAUCUCUUCCGCAGGGGCAGUUCUCUUCCGCAGGGGCAGUUCUCUUCCGCAGGGGCAGUUCUCUUCCGCAGGGGCAGUUCUCUUCCGCAGGGACAGUUCUCUUCCCCAGGGGCAGUUCUCUUCCUCAGGGGCAGUUCUCUUCCACAGGGGCAGUUCUCUUCCACAAGGGCAGUUCUCUUCCACAAGGGCAGUUCUCUUCCAGAGGGGCAGUUCUCUUCCACAGGGGCAGUUCUCUUCCACAGGGGCAGUUCUCUUCCACAGGGGCAAAUCUCUUCCACAGGGGCAGUUCUCUUCUACAAGGGCAGUUCUCUUCCACAGGGGCAGUUCUCUUCCACAGAGGCAGUUCUCUUCCAUAGGGGCAGUUCUCUUCCACAAGGGCAGUUCUCUUCCACAGGGGCAGUUCUCUUCCACAGAGGCAGUUCUCUCCUCACCCUGCGACCCCUCCCCGUCCUCCACGCCUUCUCUGUCACAGCGCAAUGCGUGUUGCUACUUUCCCGCUGAAAUUGUUGCACAUGCUCUCAACAUGUGUUACGUCAAUGCCACACUGCAAGCCCUCGCGUCCUUUCCGCCCAUCCUCUCCCACCUCCUCCACUUCACCCUCCUCUCUUCGCUCGCCCGCUCCUCUUUUCUCCGCCUAGCCAUCACCACUGAUUUCCGGUGGCUGGCGUGGCAAAUGCUGAAAGAGAGCGGUGAGGAGAAGUUUUUCUGUCUCUCACUUCCCAUCUCCUCCUACCCCGUGUCUCCUGCACCUCACUCCACCACUGCUGGAUCUGCAGCUCCUGCUGCUCCUGCUGGCUCUACUGCUAGUGCACGCAGCAGCAGAGGUACCAGAGGCGAUGAUACCGAUCCCAGUGCUGCUGGCACUGAUCGCGGUGUUGCCGCCUCUCUCACUCACCAUCCGCUCUUCGUUGCAAAAUCUAUUCCAGGGUGCCUCAUGCUGCAACCAACCAGCCCAGCCUCCUCUCGCUCACCCGCUUCUCCUCCUGUGCCUGCUGCUGGGGCUUCGUCUAUCAACCCCUUCUCACUGCCAAAUGCAGCAGCCAGGCACGUGGAAGGGCAGCUGGUUGAGAAGGUGGAGGCGCAGCUGGUUGGGAGAAGAAAUUUGGACAGAGAGGGGAAGGAAGAAGAGCGAGAUGAGGGGCAAGUGCCGGAAGGCGAGGGUUGGGAGUGUGAAGAGGAGAAUAAAGAGGUGGAGGAGGAUUGGGCGGAGCUGCUGGAAGGAGCGGCUGGUGUGAUUGGGGAGGGCGCACGCGCGAGUGCGACACCGCUAGCAUAUCUCAGCAAGUCUAGCGAGCGGUCUGCUCCGCUGUAUCUAGCCCCUUUCCCGCUCACUUCCUUCCCUUUGUCCCACUCACUUGUGUCGCUGCGCACCUUCUUCUGCCCCACCGACUCCCACCCCUAUGGCACGUCCGCACUGUUCACCUCCACAGUAGCACGCCAGAGGCUACUGACGUGGCAGAGUUCUCUUCCACAGGGGCAGUUCUCUUCCACAGGGGCAGUUCUCUUCCACAAGGGCAGUUCUCUUUCACAGGGGCAGUUCUCUUCCGCAGGGGCAGUUCUCAUCCGCAGGGGCAGUUCUCUUUUGCAGGGGCAGUUCUCUUUUGCAGGGGCAGUUCUCUUCCGCAGGGGCAGUUCUCUUCCGCAGGGGGAGUUCUCUUCCGCAGGGGCAGUUCUCUUCCGCAGGGGAAGUUCUCUUCCGCAGGGGCGGUUCUCUUCCGCAGGGGCGGUUCUCUUCCGCAGGGGCGGUUCUCUUCCGCAGGGGCCGCAGGGGCAGUUCUCUUCCGCAGGGGCAGUUCUCUUCCGCAGGGGCAGAUCUCUUCCGCAGGGGCAGUUCUCUUCCGCAGGGGCAGUUCUCUUCCGCAGGGGCAGUUCUCUUCCGCAGGGGCAGUUCUCUUCCGCAGGGACAGUUCUCUUCCCCAGGGGCAGUUCUCUUCCUCAGGGGCAGUUCUCUUCCACAGGGGCAGUUCUCUUCCACAAGGGCAGUUCUCUUCCACAAGGGCAGUUCUCUUCCAGAGGGGCAGUUCUCUUCCACAGGGGCAGUUCUCUUCCACAGGGGCAGUUCUCUUCCACAGGGGCAAAUCUCUUCCACAGGGGCAGUUCUUUUCUACAAGGGCAGUUCUCUUCCACAGGGGCAGUUCUCUUCCACAGAGGCAGUUCUCUUCCAUAG
Molecule: messenger RNA, 2823 nt
Organism: Closterium sp. Naga37s-1
Lineage: Eukaryota; Viridiplantae; Streptophyta; Zygnematophyceae; Desmidiales; Closteriaceae
Source: the annotation of a GenBank genome assembly